GCGGCGCGCCUCCCGAGCCGAGGCACUACCGUCGGCGUCGGGCUGCGCCUGCGUAUGUGUCGGAUUCUAGCAGUCGUGGACACCUACCUAGCUUGCUAGCUUUGUAUAUAAAUAUAUAUUUUGUACUUGACAGACACGUGGAUCGGGUCGCUGUGUACAAGCGGUUGACGGAAGCGUGUGGGCUGCGCGGGCCACAGAGAGGAGGACAUGAGUACGGCCAAACCAAGUGGGAUCAAAAUCCCAAGCAAGAUCACCCGGCCGGGGGUAGCACCUGCCAAGACCGCCCCCAGCGCUGCUGGAGCCAAAGCAGCGGCGGCCUACAAGCCUUCAUCCGGCCCCCCCGAAGGGGAGCUCCAGGGGUCUGGGGAGACCUACCAGGUGGGCGACCGAGUAUGGGUGAACGGCAACAAGCCGGGGGUGGUGCAGUUCCUGGGCGAGGCCCAGUUCGCCCCGGGCCAGUGGGCGGGCGUGGUGCUGGACGAGGCCAUCGGGAAGAACGACGGCUCGGUGGCGGGCGUGCGCUACUUCCAGUGCGAGGCCAUGCGGGGGAUCUUCACCCGGCCGUCCAAGCUGUCCCGGACGGAGGGCGAGGAGAACGGCACCCAGACGGCCCCUCCCUCGCGCGCCGGCUCGCCCACGCCCUCGGUCACCAGCGUGGCCUCCCGCACGCCAGCGGCCAAACCGGCCGCCGCCAAGACGGUGGCGGCGCCUUCCACGCCGGCGAUGACGGCGUCCAAUUUGGCGAGCAUCAACAGCGAGUCCAUCUCCAACCUAUCAGAGACCGGCUCGGUCAAGAAAGAGAGGGAGUUGAAGAUGAACGAUCGUGUUCUGGUUGGCGGUACAAAGGCUGGGGUGGUGCGCUUCCUGGGAGAAACAGACUUUGCCAAAGGAGAUUGGUGCGGUGUGGAACUGGACGAACCGCUAGGGAAGAAUGAUGGAGCAGUAGCAGGCACAAGGUACUUUCAGUGCCAGCCCAAGUAUGGCCUGUUUGCACCGGUUCACAAGGUCACCCGCAUCGGCUUCCCCUCCACCACCCCUGCCAAGGCAAAGACCGUCGCGCGGAAGAUCCCCGCCUCGACGCCCACGCCCACGGGCCUGAAGCGCAGCCCCAGCGCCAGCUCCAUCAGUACCAUGAGCUCCGUGGCCUCUUCAGUCAGCGCCAAGCCCAGCCGCACCGGCCUGCUGACGGAGACAUCGUCGCGCUACAGCCGUAAGAUCUCGGGCACCACGGCGCUGCAGGAGGCGCUGAAGGAGAAGCAGCAGCACAUCGAGCAGCUCAUGGCCGAGAGGGACAUGGAGAGGGCCGAGGUGGCCAAGGCCACCAGCCACGUGGGGGAGGUGGAGCAGGAGCUCAACCUGCUGCGGGACGACCAGGACCAGAUGGAGUCCAAAAUGGACCAGCUGCGAGCCCUGGUGGAGGCAGCGGACAAGGAGAAGGUGGAACUGCUGAACCACCUGGAGGAGGAGAAGAGGAAGGUUGAGGACCUUCAGUUCCGUGUAGAAGAAGCGUGUAUUACCAAGGGUGACCUGGAGACGCAGACCAAACUGGAGCAUGCCCACAUUAAGGAGCUCGAGCAGAGCCUGCUCUUUGAAAAGACCAAAGCUGACAAACUCCAAAGGGAGCUAGAAGACACUAGGGUCGUUACCGUGUCCGAGAAGUCUCGCAUCAUGGAGCUGGAGCGAGACCUGUCCCUCAAGGGGGGGGAGGUGGCCGACCUGCGGCUGCGUCUGGAGAGCCAGCAGGGCCCCGGCGACCCGGAGCCCUCCCCUCUGCUGGAGGAGAUCAGCUCGCUGCGGGCGCAGCUCACCUCCCUGGAGGCCCGGCGGCUGGAGGAGACGCAGACGCUCGGCGAGAAGCUGGAGGGCCAGGAGAGGGCCCACGCCGAGAGCCUGGCCCAGGUCCAGGUGGCCUCGGUCCGGCUCACGGGGGACAAGCAGCAGCUGCAGGACCGCCUGAGCCAGGCGGAGAAGGCGAGCGCCGACGUGGCGGAGCUGUGGCGCUCCAAGCUGGAGUCGGCCCUGGCCUCCCACCAGGCGGCCAUGGAGGAGCUGAAGGCGUCCCUCAGCAAGGGCGCCGGCGCCCAGACGGAGGAGCUGGUGGCCACCAGGACCACGCUGGAGCGGCUGAAGGUGGAGCACAAGACGGCCCUGGAGGAGGCGGCCGCCCGGCACGAGGCCAGCGGCACGGACUGGUUCACGGAGAGGGAGGCGCUGAAGGCCCGGCUGCUGGGGCUGACCGAGGAGAAGGAGAGGCUGGAGGAGGCGCUGCACUCCAAGGUGGAGCGGGCGGAGGAGCAGCACCUGGUAGAGAUGGAGGAGGUCCUGGGGAAGCUGCACGCCGGCGAGCUGGCGCUGAAGGAGGCGGACAAGGACAAGGAGACCCAGGAGGCGGAGCUGAAGAGCCUGAAACACAAGUUGACAGAGAAUGCAGAGGAACAGACGAUAUCUGCCAAAAAUGUGCAAGAAAUGCAUGAUAAUCUCAGCAAGAAGGAGGAGCAGUGCACAUCACUGACCACUGAAUCCGAAACCCUUAGAAGUCAACUUGCAGGCCUGGAGAGGAAGCUCAAGACCGGGGAGGAGAAGGUGGAGCAGCUGGCAAAAGACAAGGCCCAGCUGGAAGGGGACAUCUCAAACAUGAUGAAGUCCUCUGGAGACAGCUCUGAGCAGCUCACCAAGAUGAACCAAGACAUCACGCAGAAGCAAAGGAGGGUAGAGGAGCUGCAGAGCCAGCUGGCGGAGGAGAAGGAGCGGGUAGCACACCUCACCGAGCAGCAGGAGCAGGAGCUCUCCAGAAGAGAGCAGCAGCUGGCCGAGACCAAGGACACCUUCUCGGCUCAAGCCUCCUCCCUCCAGGAGAAGAUCGUCCACUUGGAGAAGACCAUCCAACAAGGUGAAGCUCUGGUCGAGGAGCUGAAGGAGGCCCAGAAGAAGGCCUCCGAGCAGGCGUCUGAGCUCCACGCCAAGGAGUUGGAGGCCCUGCGGGCGGAGCUCAGCUCCUCCAGGAGCACAGCCCAGGAGCUGGAGAAGGAGGUCUCUGAGCUCCGGCCAUUGAAGGAGCAGUCUGAGCGUCUAUCAGCUGACGUUCAUUCCUCCCGCCAGGACGUUGAGCAGUUGUCCCAGAAAGCGGCGACGCAGAGUGUAGCUCUAGAGCAGGCGUGUAAGGAGAGUGAGCAGAGUAAGGUCCAGAAAGAGGCUCUAGAAAAGCAGCUUGCUGAGGUACAGGCCAAGCUGGCUGCACUGGAGGUCAGCCACAAGGAGGUUUCCCUCAAGAACGAGUCGUUGCAAACCACGACGGAUAAGCUCCUUAAUGACAACAAGCAGUCGGACGGGGUGAAGGGCUCUCUGGGUAAGGAGUUGGAAAAGGUUAAAAACCUUCUCCAGGAGAGACAAGCGGAAAAUCAAACCCUGAAGCAAGCGAAUCGUGAACAAGAGACCCAGCUUGAAGACCUUCGUAGAGAGAGCUCAGACCAACAGGAGACACUGCAGAAGCAUCAGCAGGACCUGCAGCAGUUGGAGUCGAAGAAGAAGCAGCUUCUAGAGGACUAUGAAGGCGUCUGCAAAGAGAGGAGCCGACUUCAGGAGGAGCUCCAGGAGAACGUGUCAAUGUCGACCCUGGAGCGGGAAACCCUCGUUUCGGAGAGAGACUCGGCCCGAAACUCCAAAAAAGCACUUGAUCUUAAAAACUCAGAGCUGCAGGCGAAGCUUCAGUCCUUGAGCUUGGAGAAGGAAGAUCUCACCAUGAAGAACAGCCAGCUGCAAGCCGCGACCGAAACGCUGACGAAGGAGAAGGAUGAGAUGUCUGCUCAAAUCAGUGCGGUCACUUCUGAUAAGGAACGCCUCGACGCAGUGAAUGUGGAUCUUCAGAACAGUCUUGGCGCCACCAAGAAGGAUCUGGAGAAGACGACGAGGGAAAAGGACGAGGUCGAGGCCUCCAAACAGAGCAUGGCCAAGAUGCUCGAAGAGUUCAAGAUGAGCAGUCAGGUGACUGACUCCGAGAGGCUCCAGCUCCUGCAGGAGAAGGAGGACAUGCUAGCCGCCCAAAGAAAGGUGAUCUCUGAGAAGGAGGCACUGCUUAAGGAGAAGGAGGAGCUAACGGAAAAGCUUCGGGUCUCGUCUGAGCAAUCGGUCGAGUCCAACGAAAAGGUGAAGGAACUGUCUGCUACUUUUGAACAGCAGAACCAAGCGCUUAAAUUUCAGAUAACAGAACAUGAGAAGGGACUUUGUGCCACGAAGAAGGAUAAAGUGACCCUGGAGUCUUCUCUGGAAAAUGAAAAGAUGGAGAAGGAGAAAUUGGUUAUUGAGGUGAAAGAACUUGAAGAGAAGAACUUGAAAGCCACCUCUGACAAAACGGUUAUUCUGAUGGAGCGAGAUAAGCUAGCGAGUGAACUGCGGACCUUCAAGGAUCAGUUGGAGAGCUCCUCCAAAACAAACACAGACCUUACAGAAGAGAAGUCCAGUUUAACAACGAAAUUGGAUAAAUUGACGAAGAAAAAAGCUCAGGUUGAAGCCAAGAACAAUUCUUUGAAACAAGAAAAAACAGAUCUAGAGAAACAAUUGCAAAAACAUCAGGCUGACAUGGAAGUUCUACAGACGGGAAAAAACGAACUUAUCGAAGAGCAUGACAAGCUGAAAGCAGACGCCGAACAAGUUCGUUUGGAACUUGUGCAGCGGGUGGAGAACCUUACCAAAGAUUGUACUCUGUUCAACUCAAAGCAGGCGGACAAUGAGAAGAACACACAGUUGCUGCAGAAGGAGAAAGAGGGUUUGCUCCAGGAAAUCCAAGAGCUGAAGGGAAAAGUACAAUCAGUGUCAGAGGCAAAGAGUCUUCUGGAGACUCAAGUUGAGGCUGCGACGGAAGAGCGGAAUAAAGCCACUUCCAGCCAGGAUGGCAUCUCUAGACAGAUUGUGGAUCUUCAGACAAAGGUCUCCUCACUGACACAGGUAAACGCUAAGAUGUCUACCACUCUAGAAAGCGAAGUCAAGGAAAAGAAAACCUUAACCCUGCAAGCAGAGGACAUGAGCUCUAAGCUGAAGCUGGUUGAACAAGAGCAGAGUAGUUUGGCAAAAGACAAAGAAGACUUGUCAUCUAAACUUGAGGAACUCCAAAAACAGACCAGCUCCCUGUCUUCAGAGAAGGAAACUCUUUUAGCCGCACAAUGUACGCUUCAGCAGGAUCUAUCUUCGCUCCGCCUUAGCCAGGAGAGUAGCGAUGCAGAACACUCCAGACUCCUGGAGCAGGUAGAGCAGCUCAAAACAGCCAGGGAAAGUCUAGAGGCCAGUACCAAGGUCCUACAAAACGAGAAGGAGCUCUUAGAGAAACAGUGCAAGAGUGUCACUGAGGAGGCGUCAGCGUCCGACCGGGCGAGGGAGGGAAUAACCACCGAUAUGGCUGACCUGAGAGCUCAGAGGGACGCCCUGCAAACACAGAGGGACGAAGCCACCAAGCAGACCAGCUCCCUGUCUUCAGAGAAGGAAACUCUUUUAGCCGCACAAUGUACGCUUCAGCAGGAUCUAUCUUCGCUCCGCCUUAGCCAGGAGAGUAGCGAUGCAGAACACUCCAGACUCCUGGAGCAGGUAGAGCAGCUCAAAACAGCCAGGGAAAGUCUAGAGGCCAGUACCAAGGUCCUACAAAACGAGAAGGAGCUCUUAGAGAAACAGUGCAAGAGUGUCACUGAGGAGGCGUCAGCGUCCGACCGGGCAAGGGAGGGAAUAACCACCGAUAUGGCUGACCUGAGAGCUCAGAGGGACGCCCUGCAAACACAGAGGGACGAAGCCACCAAGCAAGUGGCCCUGCUUGACGCCCAGCUCAAACUUGCUCUAUCUAAGCAGCUUGAGGCUGCAGAUGCCUCUAGUAACUCUGUGGAGUCCCUGGAGCGACUGGCCCACGAGAAGAGCGCUCUGCAGCAGGAGAUGAGCCAGGCCAAGGCGUCGCUCGAACAGCUCACGCUCUCCAAGAAGGAGAUGGAGUCACAGCUGGGCGUUUUGAAGCAGCAAAAUACCAAGCAUCAAGAAGAUCUGAACGUAUCGAAAGAGAAGCUGGAAUCCGAUGCUCAGCGAAUCAAGACUCUCUCCCAGGAGAUUGAGGACCUUAAAGACAAGUCUACCUCACUGGAAGCCUUGCAAGAGGAGAACCACAGGCUGAGCCAGCAACUGGAGAGCGACCAGCAGAAGAACAGUGACCUCGUGCAGGUGCAGCACCUCAAUGACAAGCUGGAGGGAGAUCACUCUCAGCUAAAAAAGAAGUUUGAGGAGCUAAAGCAAAGUGAGAGCACCUUAAAGAAGCAGCUGGAGAAGGAGAAGCGGUCUCCUGUGGGGACCGGCAAGCAUUCCACCUCAAAGAGUGCCUUAAACUCUGAGAAGGAGCUGGAGGCCCUGAGGAAAGAGCUCGCGGUGCUGCGUGGGGAGAGCUCCAAGAUGAAGGGUCUGCAGGACUCCGUGAAGGCCCUGGAGAAGGACAAGACCGGCCUCCAGGGACAGGUCCAGAACCUGGAGAAGGACGUAGCAGCAGCACGCGUCCCUCAACCCACAGGGGAUGCCGUCGUGGACAAGCUGAGGGAGGACAUGGACAUGGCGGAGAGCCAGAUCCAGUUCCUGAACUCGGUCAUCGUGGACCUGCAGCAGAGAAACAAGGAGCAGAAGGAGAAGCUGGAGACCCUGGCCACCGCCGCCCUCAACGGGAACAACCCCAGCGAGUUGGAUAACUACAACGGCUCCAACCAGGAGCCGGUGAAGAAGAAGGUCCCCCCGCGGUUGUUCUGUGACAUCUGCGACUGCUUCGACCUGCACGACACCGAGGACUGCCCCACCCAGGAGCAGAUGCCCGACUCCCCACCGCACAGCACCUACCACGGCAGCAAGGGCGACGAGCGGCCCUACUGCGACAUCUGCGAGGCGUUCGGCCACCCCACCGACUCCUGCAACGACGACCAGACCUUCUGAGGGGGGGGUUCCCACCAUUACUAUAUUUGCACAUUAAUUGUUUUGCAGUGCUGCUUUGUGGAGGGGGUUUAGAGUGUGUGUGUGUGUGUGUGUGUGUGUGUGUGUGUGUGUGUGUGUGUGUGUGUGUGUGUGUGUGUGUGUGUGUGUGUGUGUGUGUGUGUGUGUGUGUGUGUGUGUGUGUGUGUGUGUGUGUGUGUGUGAGAGACACCCAGCGCCUUCAUAUCCCAAGCCAAACCUUUCUCAAAGCGCUAUUACUGGGUGUCUCUCCCCUGACGUGUCGCACAAUCUUUUUACUGCAAAGAAAAUCGAAAUGCGUAUGCAUUGUGUUCUGCCCUUUUUUAAUAUGAGGGUGUACAUGCAUACGUGUUGCUGUCCUUUGUUUGUUUUAGGAUGCUAGGUCGCUUUGGGGCAAUAAGGGUAGGAGUUGGUUCCUUGCUCUGUUGUCCAUGCCAGAAUAUUCUCACACAUCUUCAAAGGGGCUACAGAUGUUAUAUCACAAGAGGUUUAUUUGAAACUAGAUUCCUUGACCUGGACUAGGGUUUGU
Gadus chalcogrammus (walleye pollock) is the source of this 7483-nucleotide messenger RNA. It is a transcript of the gene clip1a, whose product is annotated as CAP-GLY domain containing linker protein 1a. Gene Ontology annotation, biological process: cytoplasmic microtubule organization; positive regulation of microtubule polymerization. The record is from RefSeq and is a predicted model, not a curated record. The transcript is spliced from 25 exons. Lineage: Eukaryota; Metazoa; Chordata; Actinopteri; Gadiformes; Gadidae. Gene Ontology annotation, molecular function: microtubule plus-end binding. Bases 208 to 6939 code for a protein of 2243 amino acids. Gene Ontology annotation, cellular component: nucleus; cytoplasm; microtubule plus-end.